UCUCAGUUGUUGCUUCAUUCAUGUCGCAGUUCAGCCAAGGUUCUGCUAUUGCGGAUUCGUCGUCCAAAUACUUCUCAGACUACAUCCAUGGCUACAUGGUCUUCCCAAGAAACAUUCUUGACUUUGUCGAUACGCCACAGUUCCAGCGACUUCGCGACCUCAAGCAGCUUGGAACGACGCAGUUUGUCUAUCCUGGUGCGACACACUCACGAUUCGAGCACUGCAUGGGAGUUGCGCACCUCGGAUCCCAGUGGAUGGAGCGGUUUCGCAUCAAGCAACCAGAGUUGGAAAUUACCGACCGUGAGGUCAACGCUGUCACUCUGGCUGGCUUGUGUCACGAUCUUGGGCAUGGGCCUUUCAGUCAUGUUUUCGAUGGCGGGUUCAUGCCGCGUGCGCGCCCCAACCACAAAUGGCACCACGAAGAUUGGUCUGAAAUGAUGCUCAACCAUCUUGUGGACGAGAACUACGUCGACAUUGAGGCGGAGGAUCUUGCCCUUAUUCGCGAUUUGAUUCAGGGCCGCGCGCCGAAUGAAGGCGGAGCCAACGCCCAGUACCGCUACAUGUUUGACAUUGUGUCCAACGAACGCAAUUCGGUCGAUGUGGACAAGGGCGACUAUCUCCAACGUGACGCGUACAAUGUGGGUAUCAAAACCGACUUUGACUUUUCCCGAUUGAUCCACUUUAGCCGUGUCGCCAACGACCAGAUCUGCUUCCAAGAGAAGGAAGUGUUCAAUCUCUACGAAAUGUUCCACACGCGCUACAGCAUGUUCAAGCGUGUCUACACCCACCGUGUCGGCAAAGCCAUCGAGCACAUGUUUGUCGAUGCUCUGCUUGAGGCAGACCAGUAUUUGCAGAUUUCCGCUUCGGUCGAUGAUCCUGCGGACUACCUGAACAUGACGGACAGCAUUGUGAAAGAAAUUGAACGUUCCAAGGUCCCGGAACUGGAAAAAUCGAGGUCCAUCCUGCGAGCUGUGCGAAAGCGCAACCUAUACAAGUUUGUGGAUGAAGUCGUCAUCCCGCAAGACAUCAUGGCACAUCUUGACAAGAGCCGCAUCUCUCCCGAAGAGAUUGCCAGUUGCCAGAGUGACGGAUUCCCCGUGACGGCAUCCGAUGUUAUCGUUGACUGGGUCGACAUCCACUAUGGUCUGAAGAAUGGCAACAAUCCCGUUGAGCAGACGCGCUUUUUCAGUCGCUGGGAAGCGGACGAAACGUUCAACAUUCCUCGCGACAAGGUCAGCUUCAUGCUGCCGGGACAGUACAAGGAUAACAUUCUUCGAGUGUACUGCCGCGACCCCGAUCAGAUGUACGCCGUCCAGAACGCGUUCAAACGUUUCAAGCAACGCUCACUCCCGACCAGCAUCACUGUGUCUGCCAUUCCGUCCAUUCCCUCGGUCGACUCUCCGCGCAAGCGUCGGCUGAUUGAGUUGUCUUGAAGUCGUAUGUUUUUGAUGAAAAAUCGACCAUGCUUUGGGCGACCUUGGACACACCCGUCCUUUGAUUUCUCUGUCAAGUCAGCUGUAGAAACUAAACAUUGCACUCCUCUCAAUCGAUCGCACAAAUCUCUAGAAUUCUACAAAACAAAAACAAU
Molecule: messenger RNA, 1588 nt
Organism: Capsaspora owczarzaki ATCC 30864
Lineage: Eukaryota; Filasterea; Ministeriida; Capsasporidae
Product: HD phosphohydrolase domain-containing protein
Exons: 17
Coding region: 21-1433 (470 amino acids)
Biological process (GO): dGTP catabolic process
Cellular component (GO): nucleus
Molecular function (GO): dGTPase activity
Source: RefSeq, a predicted model, not a curated record